This is a messenger RNA of Akanthomyces muscarius, 1455 nucleotides long. RefSeq lists its product as uncharacterized. The record is from RefSeq and is a predicted model, not a curated record. NCBI's taxonomy places the organism in Eukaryota, Fungi, Ascomycota, Sordariomycetes, Hypocreales, Cordycipitaceae. Gene Ontology annotation, biological process: phospholipid transport; mitochondrion organization. Gene Ontology annotation, cellular component: ERMES complex. The coding region runs from base 1 to 1455 and encodes 484 amino acids. Gene Ontology annotation, molecular function: lipid binding. The transcript has a single exon.
AUGUCCAUAGAACUCAAUUGGGAGACGCUCACGAGCGGGCCCGACGGCGAUGCGCUGGCGGAGCGCAUCCGCGGCUUUAUCCACGACAAGUUCCAGAGCGUGCCGCUGCCACGCUUCAUCAAGUCGGUCACGGUGCACGGCUUCGACUUUGGCAGCAUCCCGCCGACGUUAGAGCUCAAGGACAUUGCAGACCCGCUGCCGGACUUUUACGAGCAGGAGCUGGAGGACGACGAGAGCGACGACGAGGCGGAUGAGGAGGACGAGCACGGCCACGGCCACCACCACCAUCACGGCGACUAUCAGGCGUCGCGGCAGCAGCGCCAGAUGAGCCGGAAUCGGCCGGCGGACCUCAAGACGGCGAUUCGGAAUGAGUUUUCGCAUCACCACUAUGACUUGGGGAGCCCGUUUAUGGGCAUGUCGACGCCGGGCCUGCUCGGCGGCCCGGGACUGAGCUACCACCUCCACGGCCACCUCGGGACGGGGACGCAGACGCCGCUGGCCGCCGUCGCGGGUGCACACAUGAGCAACAGCUGGCUCGGUCACGGGUUCGACAGCGUGUCGGCGGCCGAGGCAGCGGCAGCAGCUGCUGCGGCAGAGGCGCGCAUGGCGUCGAAUCACAGCCGCAACCCUUCGCAGAGCAGCAUCUCGGUGGACAACUUUCCUUCAAGCUUUAGGGCACAUGCGGUGCAGCCGUUACAGUCGACAGCGUCUGCGACGGCUUCCCCGUCGCAGCGCGGUCUCCGCGAAAAAUCGAGCGUCUCGACGCUGGCGCCGACCUCCAUCGGCAACUCGCGGCCGCCGACGCGGGAUCCGCAUGCGGACUCGGCCAUCGUCGACUCGGACUACGACGACAAUGGCGACGAAGACGGCAACGAUGCCGACAGGACGGCGCCGUUGCCGGACAGCACCACGACCCCGCCGCCGCGGCGACGAGAGCCCCGCGCGGAGGACGUGCAGGCCGUCUUUCGCAUCCAGUACGCGGGUGACAUUCGCCUCAACCUGACGGCCGAGAUCCUGCUCGACUACCCCAUGCCGAGCUUCGUGGGCAUCCCGCUCAAGCUCAACAUUACCGGCCUGUCGUUUGACGGCGUGGGCGUGCUGGCACACAUCCGGAAGCGCGUGCACUUUUGCUUCCUGAGCCCCGACGAUGCGCUCGCGGCCGUCGGGCCGGACGACGGCAAUGCAGCGGCGGCGGCGGAUGGUAGCGGUGGCCGGCCAGGCUCCAAGGGCAGCCAAGCGGCAGCCGCCGGAGAGGCUGAGAGUGGCCGGGGGACGAAUGCACGCUUCGGCGGCCUGCUGCAGGAGAUCAAGGUCGAGAGCGAGAUUGGAGGGCGCGAGGGCGGCAAGCAGAGCUUAAAAAACGUGGGCAAGGUGGAAAAGUUCGUCCUGGAGCAGGUGCGCAGGAUAUUCGAAGAAGAGUUUGUAUAUCCGAGCUUCUGGACAUUUCUGGUCUAG